AUGUUAAGCGAGGUGGAACAAGAUAAUGCAUGUCUACCAAUCGAAAUAGAGGAGGCGCAAGGUGAAACACGAAUCGAUAAUAAUUACAAUAGAAAAUCAGAAAUUUGUUUGCCAUGCCAAUCAGAGCCGGAGAACGAAUUAAAAAUAAAUAUUAAAAAGACGGGAAUUUAUUUUCAUGGGUUGAACAGAAAAUAUCCAACUUAUAACACACUAUCGCCACAUAAUCGUGGAAUGUUACUAUUAAUUACCAACAUUGACUUUAAAAGUGGAGAAAAGACAAGAAACGGCGCUAACGUAGAUCAUGAGAAUGUUAAAGAACUUUUUAAACAACUCGGUUUCUGCGUUGUGGAAGCCAUAAAUAGAACCAAAUCAGAAAUGGAAGAAAUCGUGAAAGCGUUCGCUACUGAUCCAGAUUUACAAAAAUACGACAUAUGUGCCACUAUUGUUAUGAGUCAUGGUAGUACAAAAGCUGGAGAAACGAUGAUUGUAACAACUGAUGGUGAAGAUAUAAGUACCAAAUGGAUUGUAGAACAAUUUUAUGAAGAUAAGUGUAAAGGGAUGGUUGGUAAACCGAAAAUUUUCAUUUUUCAGUGUUGUAGGAGUGCUAAAAGCGACGUACAAAUUGACACAUCUUUGGUUCCACGAAAAAUAGAGGACAUUCUGAUAUGUUAUUGUACUGUACCAGAUUCUAAUGCUUAUCGACAUACAGUCUCGGGUUCUUGGUACAUCAAUGACCUGUGUCAAGUAUUUAUGGAGCAUGCCCAUGACACCGACAUAGAGCAUCUUUUAAAAUUGGUCGAUGAUAAACUACGUAAUCGCAAUGACAAAGAUAGAUGGCAAACCAGCGAGUGUUUAGAUGUGGCAAUGAAGAAAGAGCCAAUGGAUAUUGGAUGGAGAAUGAUGAGAGGGGUGCAGGUUGUGUUGGGAGGGCUGGGAGUCUUUACAUCAUCUCCUGGUGGUGUGUAA
This is a messenger RNA of Onthophagus taurus, 966 nucleotides long. Lineage: Eukaryota; Metazoa; Arthropoda; Insecta; Coleoptera; Scarabaeidae. The record is from RefSeq and is a predicted model, not a curated record.